UAGGUACAUAGACCUUGGUAUCUGCAUCCUCAGAACUGUGUCUACCUCACAGAAAUCUGGUGCCUGACAAAGUGGAAAUUCUGCUGCCAUGAGCCCUCCAGCUGCGAACCCCAAGAUUCUGUAUCGAAAUUCCCGCCUUCUCCGUAUGGUGUUCCUGCAGCUCCAUCGGCAACAGAGAGCUGACUUAUUUUGUGAUGUUGUCCUACAAGCAGAAGGGGAAGCUGUUCCAGCUCACUGUUGCAUUCUAUCAGCCUGCAGCCCUUUCUUCACAGAGCGUUUGGAGCGAGAAAUGCCCCCCAAAGGACAUAAGGUGGUGCUAGAGAUCCGGGGGCUGAAAAUUGGGACUUUACGUAAGCUGGUGGAUUUCCUCUACACCUCUGAGAUGGAGGUGUCCCGGGAAGAAGCCCAGGAUGUUCUUGCAGCUGCACGGCAGCUUCAGGUGUCAGAGCUGGAGUCACUUCAUCUAGAGGGAGGAAAGUUGGUCAAAAAAUCCCUGGGCCCUCGAUUAAAUCGGGAUUGCCUACAGCUAUCUAGUCCAUUAUCCAUCCCAGAGUUAACGCUGUUGCAAUCUCCACCUGCCUGCUGUGGUAGUUCCUUGACAUCAUGGCUAUCUUCAAAGAAGCAGCAUACUGUAGUGAAAGUUCCAUGCACCAAGGAAAUGGAUAACAAUAGCAGCAUUGUCCAGAAAGCUGUCAAGAAGGGAAAACCAGAAGCAUUGAUGAGUGGGAAUGAAGAGCAGAUGCCUAAAGAUCCAGCAGUUACCACCGAGCCCCUUAGAACUAAAGUUAAAAAACGUCUUACAGGCAUGGGAAAGAAUAUAUUAGGCAAUAAUGAGCAUGAGAGUUUGCGGACACAGGAUGGAACUGGUGAUAGCCAAGCUACAACCAGCUUGCAAGAGUCAAAAAAGAUUAAGCUCAGUCGCUCAAAGCUCUCCUCAUCACCUUUGCCCGUACCAUGUGCCAUCAAAGACUCUAGCUCUGUGGAAUCCAGCAAACCCUCAAGGUCCACCAGACGCCACUGGAGGCAGAAAAGUCUUCCAAUCAAAGAUGAGCAGAAAGAAGCAGAAGAUAGCCAUUUGUAUGGUUUCUGGAGCCCGCCUCUUCCUCCAGAGGCUGCUAAGAGCAGAAAGCGCAAUGCCAGUGAACCUUGUGUAAACCAUCCCCAAAAGGCAGGGCAAAUUGGCCGGGUAAGGCUCAGAAAAGUUAUCAAUGGCAGCUGCUGGGAGGUGGUGCAGGAAUCUCCCUCAGCUCAGGCCAGCAGACCAGCAAACUUUGUGUGUGCUGUGAAAGAGGAGGGCUCUCAGUCUCCGUCCAGGCAUCCUGAGCCGGAAGGAGUAGAUGCACAACAGUCAGUCACCUCAACUAGAUGGCUGCCAACAAAACAGGAAAGUCCACCUCUUAAUGAGAAGAAACUGGGAGAACAAGCUGAGAACAAGGUAUCCUUGGAAGAUGGAGACCCUUAUAAAUUGGAUCUGUUUCUGCUAGACCAUCUGACGGAGGACGAGCAGUAUGACAAGCUGGCUUCAGCUGGUGAGUUGGAACAUAUGCUUGAUUUGCUUCUGGCAGAUGGUGGUGAUGCUGUUGAGGAGCAUCAAGAGGCCACCAUUCCAGAAGGUAUGAAUAUUUUAUGGCCUGCAAAUGAGAAUCCACUAGAAUGUGCUGAAGUCGAAAGAAAAGAUAUGUGCUCUCCAGAAGUCUCUGACUGUCCUCUAUGGGUCAAGACCAAAAACAGUCUCCUAAAAGGGGAACUGGAGGCUAUUGACAUGAAGAUCAGCAGAGAAACUCAUGGCUCAGCAAAUGGGAGUCCCUUGCUAGACCCUGUUCCCGGCUACUUUCCAUUUGUGAAGUCUGAAACCAGCAGUGACUGUUUUACUUGGUACAAACCAGCUUCUCCCCAACUGGAUGAUUGGACAGCUCAGCAUCAACUGUCCCUUUCAGAGAAUAUGCCUGCAAACCUUGGUGAUCCUUUGCCCAUCACUUUGGCAGACAAUGAAGACCGGGGUUUUUUGUCCUAUGAAGUGGGUAUCUCUGGAGCCGAAACACAGCUCCAUGCUCAGACAUUGCUGAAAAGUCCUUUGCAACACCACUUGGGCUGUAAGGUGCCUCCAUGCUUGGAAGAGGAAGAGAUAGAUGUCGGUGGGGUAGACGAACUCUUGGUCAGCAUUGAAUGUGUCAGGCCAGAUCCCUCUCCGGUGUCUGAAACCGAGGUGGAUGUUGUGAACUAGUGAAUGCAGACCAUGGGAAGGAGUUGCCUUGACUACCCAAGGGCUGUGAGGGGUCAGGCCUGAUGUCAAAGGUCUGCUGGUCAGGCUAAGAAGGGCCCACUGCUACCCUGCGCACCUCCAUGCCAAUAGGAUCCCAUCGGGCAUUGCUGCUGCUACUUGCUGCCAUUGGCUCAUUAUCCCUCUCCCUGGAUAUAUUUAUCCUGGAGGCAAGAGCACUUGUGGUUAAAGGGGAGCCUCAAGCCUCUGUUGGGCAGCCGCUUUGCCAAGUCUCCCAAAAUGCAAAGUAUGUGAGGACCUUGGGGGACAUUCAGCUGCAGGCCAAAACUGAACUUAGACUUGGCUGAGACAUCUUCCCAUCUGAAAGCGGGAAGCCUGCAUCUAGGGAAAUGGGGAUGAGUGUGUGAUGGAGUAAGCAGCAUUGCCAGGCCUCAUCGCCGUCACCUUUCUCUUGGGACCCUCUGGACUGUUGGACUUCUUUGGUGUGGUGGUAAUGGUGAGCUACAGUGCACCCUUUAACUUAGCUCUCUCCCCUGGUUUUGCUUUCUUGCUUGCCCAGUGCAGUGCACUUCUCAUUUCAGCCUGCCAUCGCCUCUCUUCCACACAUGACCACCCCCUCCCUCAUGGACACAGGUGACGAUGUCUACUGGCUGAGCCUCUCAAUUGCCAGGCUGCCCUGCUAGAAAAGGUGGAGAAGAAAAAAACUAACACACACUGGCAGGAGAGGAGAGGAGGGUGCCUCAAAGUAGGGGCAGCACCACCAUGUCAAGGUCUCCUAAAAGUCUGGUCCUACGUGGGAUAAGACUUCAGUGCCACACUUAAAAUCCUUGAUGGGGCUGCGGUAAACAAAUAGAUUUAUAGUAUCUUACCGUGCUUUUGGAGUGCUGAGGGGAAAGUGCCCCCCCCCCAGAAUUCCAAGUGGUGGGGGUUAUUUUACUAUCAUCACCCCUCAGCUUUAUCUAAUCAUGACUGUUAUGUUUAGUUUUCUGUACAGUGCAGGCUGGCAGGAUUCCUGGUCUGCUUUAUAGGAUAGGUAGAAGCUAGAUACUAAAAAAAGUGGAACCCCUAGCAGUGGUUCUGUCAAAAAGUAAGCAAAUCUUUGUGGUGGGGAAAGUCCUUUUCAUGCCCUAAAACUGCACAUGAGCACUGUCUCAGUUCUAUUUAUAGCAGGAGGGCCACCAGUUCCCCAUCCUUGCUUUAUAUCUCUUUCCCCCCCCACACCCCAAUAAUGAAGGAGGGUAUAGCUGCCCCAAGGUGAGCAAAAAGGGCUUUCUAAAUACACAGGAAGUGUGGCACUCACAAUUCAGUGGGCAAAGUCAGUUAUGCAUUCUAGGGUAACCACAGAGUGAUGGUGUUCUCAGUGACUCAAACAUUUACA
Lacerta agilis (Sand lizard) is the source of this 3599-nucleotide messenger RNA. RefSeq names its product BTB domain containing 18 (gene BTBD18). The coding region runs from base 89 to 2224 and encodes 711 amino acids. Lineage: Eukaryota; Metazoa; Chordata; Lepidosauria; Squamata; Lacertidae. The transcript has 2 exons. Gene Ontology annotation, molecular function: protein binding. The record is from RefSeq and is a predicted model, not a curated record. Gene Ontology annotation, biological process: positive regulation of transcription elongation by RNA polymerase II.